AUGCGCCCGCCCGCUUCCCCAGAUCCAGCGUUCAACAGCAAACUGACUACCGCGCUUCAGCGUGCUAAAGAACAGGGGCUGACGAAGCAGGGGAUUGAGAAUGCCAUGGCCCGGGCGAAAGUGGUAGCAGAAGGCGGAGGACAGACGGUGGUUUAUGAAGCUCUAGCAGCUGGCGGUCAAGUCGCUCUUCUCAUCGAAUGCAACACCCAAAACGCCUCCCGCCUCGUCAAACGCGUCAAAGAACUCUUAUCCAAAAACGGUGCCCAGACAUCCGCCGUCUCUUUCCUCUUUGAAAAGAAAGGGUCGAUUACGCUCACGCCGAACGAAGGAGAAGGGGGAGGGGGUGAGAAGGGGUUUGAGGCGUUGUUUGAUGCGGCGGUAGAGGCGGGGGCGGAAGAUGUGAGAGAGGUGGAGAAUGAUGAAGGGGGUGUAGAGUAUGAAGUGAUAACAACGCCAUCAACCCUCUCCCCCAUAACCCAACUCCUGCAACCCAACCCAGCCUACACGAUCCAAUCCUCCGAGCUCAUCUUUGUCCCCAACGAACCCUUGAAAGUACUUGAAGAGGGGCAAGAGGGGCAAGAAGGGGAAGGGGUGAGGGAAGAGGUGGUGGAGAGUGUGGGGAGGUUGGUGGAUGUGUUGGAGGAGGAGACGGAGGUGGAGAAGGUUUGGACGAAUUUGGAGUGA
Messenger RNA from Cryptococcus wingfieldii CBS 7118, 684 nucleotides. Its product is annotated as mitochondrial protein. Gene Ontology annotation, cellular component: mitochondrion. The record is from RefSeq and is a predicted model, not a curated record. Lineage: Eukaryota; Fungi; Basidiomycota; Tremellomycetes; Tremellales; Cryptococcaceae. Bases 1 to 684 code for a protein of 227 amino acids. The transcript has 4 exons.